GGCGGAUCUGCCUCCACCCGCGCCGCGGUGUCUCUUCAGCAGGGCCACUGGGGAGGACGCGCAGCCGAGCGCUGUGGUGUGGGACCGCUCGGACCGGAGAGGUUUGGAAAAGCCUGUUGACCUGGAAAUCAGCAAGAUCUGAUCCAAAAUAGGACAUAAAUGUAUUCAAGCCAGCUCAAGAAAGCAGGAAGUGAGAAGAGAGUUACAGAUUGGUUGUGUCAAGGGAUGAAGAGCUGCUGAGUGUAUCCACCAAUCUGAUUGACUUUUUCAGGGAAGCUGAGUCAUCUGCCUCCAAAAUGUCUUCAGAAAGUAAAGAGCAACAUGACCUUUCACCUGAGGACUCUGCUGAAGGAAGUGAUGAUUUUCCAUCUGGGAUCCAUCUGGAGCCUCAAAAGAAAUCAAGUACUGACUUAAGGCAAUUUGAAACCAAUGAUCAAUGUAGACAUUAUUCUAGGAUUCAUUUAGAAUGUCAAGAGAAAGUAAAUACUAACUUCAAGAAGUUUGUCAUCACAAAGCUGCAGAAGAGUUGCCAGUGCAGCCCAACCAAAGCCAAAAAUGUGAUUUUGGGUUCCCUUCCUGUUUUGCAGUGGCUCCCAAAAUAUGAUCUAAAGAAGAAUAUUUUAGGAGAUUUGAUGUCAGGCUUGAUUGUGGGCAUCUUAUUAGUGCCCCAGUCCAUUGCUUAUUCCCUGUUGGCUGGCCAAGAACCUAUCUAUGGUCUGUACACAUCCUUUUUUGCCAGCAUCAUUUAUUUCCUAUUGGGUACCUCCCGUCACAUCUCUGUGGGCAUUUUUGGAAUACUGUGCCUUAUGAUUGGUGAGGUAGUCGACCGAGAACUACACAGAGCUGGCUAUGACACUGCCCAUGUUGCUGCUUUAGGAGUGGUUUCAAAUGGGACCACGUCAUUAAAUCAGACAUCAGACAUGAUAUGUGACAAAAGUUGCUAUGCAAUUAUGGUUGGCAGCACUGUAACCUUUAUGGCUGGAGUUUAUCAGGUAGCCAUGGGCUUCUUUCAAGUGGGCUUUGUUUCUGUCUACCUCUCAGAUGCCUUGCUGAGUGGAUUUGUCACCGGCGCCUCCUUCACUAUUCUUACGUCUCAGGCCAAGUAUCUCCUUGGGCUAAGCCUUCCUCGGAGUAGUGGCGUGGGCUCACUCAUCACUACCUGGAUACAUAUCUUCAGAAACAUCCAUAAGACCAAUCUCUGUGAUCUCAUCACCAGCCUCUUGUGCCUUUUGGUUCUUGUGCCAACCAAAGAACUCAAUGAGCACUUCAAGUCCAAGCUUAAGGCACCGAUUCCUACUGAACUUAUUGUUGUUGUAGCAGCCACAUUAGCCUCUCAUUUUGGAAAACUAAAUGAAAAGUAUAACUCCAGUAUUGCUGGACAUAUUCCCACUGGGUUUUUGCCACCCAAAGCACCAGACUGGAACCUAAUUCCUAAUGUAGCUGUAGAUGCAAUAGCUAUCUCUAUCAUUGGUUUUGCUAUCACCGUGUCACUUUCUGAGAUGUUUGCCAAGAAACAUGGUUAUGCAGUCAGAGCGAAUCAGGAGAUGUAUGCCAUCGGCUUUUGCAAUAUCAUCCCUUCCUUCUUCCACUGUUUUACUACCAGUGCAGCUCUUGCAAAGACAUUAGUUAAAGAAUCAACAGGCUGUCAAACUCAGCUUUCCGGUGUGGUGACAGCCCUGGUUCUUUUAUUGGUCCUUCUGGUGAUAGCACCUUUAUUCUAUUCCCUUCAGAAAAGUGUCCUUGGUGUGAUCACAAUUGUAAACCUCCGGGGAGCCCUACGUAAGUUUGGGGAUCUGCCCAAGAUGUGGAGGGUUAGUAGAAUGGAUACAGUCAUCUGGUUUGUUACUAUGUUGUCCUCGGCACUGCUAAGUACCGAAAUAGGCCUGCUUGUUGGGGUUUGUUUUUCUAUGUUUUGUGUCAUCCUCCGUACUCAGAAGCCAAAGAAUUCAUUGCUUGGCUUGGUGGAAGAGACUGAAACCUUUGAAUCCAUGUCUGUUUACAAGAACCUUCAGACUAAGCCUGGCAUCAAGAUUUUCCGCUUUGCAGCCCCUCUCUACUACAUAAACAAAGAAUGCUUUAAAUCUGCUUUAUAUAAAAAAACUGUCAACCCUGUCUUAGUAAAAGCAGCUCAGAGAAAGGCAGCAAAGAGAAAGAUGAAAGAGGAAAUAGUGACUUUCAGUGGAAUCCAGGAUGAAGUUUCAGUGCAACUUUCCCACAAUCCCUUGGAGCUGCAUACUAUAGUCAUUGACUGCAGUGCAAUACAGUUUUUAGAUACGGCAGGGAUCCAAACACUGAAAGAAGUUCGCAGAGAUUAUGAAGCCAUUGGAAUCCAGGUUCUGCUGGCUCAAUGUAAUCCGUCUGUGAGGGAUUCUCUGAUCAGGGGAGAAUACGGCAAAAAGGAAGAAGAAAACCUUCUCUUCUAUAGUGUGUAUGAAGCGAUGGCUUUUGCAGUAGAAUCUCAAAAUCAGAAAGGAAUAUGUGUUCUCAAUGGUCUGAGUCUUUCUAAUGAUUGAUGGAAAAGUAGAAUGGAACAAUAAUGUUUAGCUAAUAGGUUAAAAUUACAAGUGUACAACAUUUUCCACUUCUACUUGUACAUUUGAAAUUUUAACCUGUUGGCUAAACAUUGUUCUUCUUUGGAAGCUAAUGGCCUUUGUAUAUACCCAAUUGCCACAGAGCUUAAAGUUAGACAGAAUCAAAAAGAAGAAAAUAUUAUGGGUUCAAGCUUUCUUGCAGAUAUGAAGCAUUCAACUGUAAAGUAGCUCCAAGACUUAAUUACCAUCCUGACUAUAGAUUUGGACUCUUCCUUCUCUAAGAAGUUGAGGGAUGAAGUUGGGAUCUUAAAGUGGUUCUUUACAUGGCUCUCCAGAUUUGGAGGGAAAGGAGCCAGGGAAAGAGUGUUGUACCUGCUCUUGUACUAGCAAGCCAAGAGGCUUCUGGAGCAUAAGGUCAUAACUAGACAAGUUUGUUCUUACUGAUGAUGCUUCUUUAUUCCCAGUCUUUGCUACCUGGUUGGCAGUAGGACCUCUGGCAGUUAUAGUUAGUAGGAAAGCACCAUUCCUUUCUUAUGGGCAGAGUGUCAUCAGGAAUCCAAUGGCUGGAGCAGGUUUGUAAUAUCCUAACAGCCAGCCUGACAUGGUCAGAACACUUUUUGUAAUAUGUACAUUUGAAGUUUUUACUUAAACCUUUUUGUUUGGGGUAAACAGGUAAGCAAAAGAGCUCUUCAACAUUGGAAAAAACAAUGGGAAUUUUCCCUUGUCUUUUCUGUGAUCUCAAUCUGUCCUUGCUUUUGAGAAUUUCUCUUCCUUUUAGCUCUAUUUUAGUCACCCUAGUGUGUUUCCCAUGGAAUCUGUCCUAAACUGGUAUUUUUGAUUUUCAGUGACAGUCUUGCCAGUCAGCAAUUUCCUACAGCAUUUUAAAUGAACUUGAGGCAAACUGUCAAGGACAGAUUGCAAAAAGGAAUGAUUGAUAGUUUACUUUAAAAUUGGUUUACUUGGCUCGGCACCUGUAGCACAGUGGUUACAGCACCAGCCACAUACACUGAGGCUGGUGGGUUCAAACUGGGCCCAGACCAGCUAAACAACAAUGACAACUACAACAAAAGAUAGGCGGGCGUUGUGGUGGGUGCCUGUAGUCCCAGCUACUUGGGAGGCUGAGGCAAGAGAAUCUCUUAAGCCCAAGAGUUUGAGGUUGCUGUCAGCUGUGAUGCCUCAGCACUCUACUGAGGGUGACAUAGUGAGACUCUGUCUCCAAAAAAAAAAAAAAGAAAGAAUUGGUUUAUUUCACAGUGAAUUAGGAUUUUUUUCCCUCCUGAUGGCAUAGCAAGGAUCUGCUGGGGAUUGGUAUUGGAAACUGCUAUUCAUCUUUAUUCUGCAAGAAAAUGUUAUUGUAACCAAUGGAAAAGCAUGCACAGAAGUGAUAAGGUGCUUCCAAAAGGAUAUCAAUAAUUAAUUGGUAGAUGUUUUAGUGAAAACAAAGCUGAUGCUUACUGCCAUGCACCUUAUUGAUGUACAGUAAAUAUUGAUGACGGUGACAGCUUUUAACUAUUCAAGUAACCUAAAAUUAUUAUGCAAGAGGAUUUAGAAGUAUCACGUUCAUAAAACCUAAGUUCUUUGGGUGUAUUGUUUACUAUAGACAACGCUAGAUCGUGAAUGGAGGAACAGUUUCUUCUGAAAAGCAAGAAUAUUCGACAUUGAAAGCUUGCAGUUCCAUAUUUGUACCUGUUUGAAAAAACAAGUUCUCUGAAGUCAGGAAUAGGGGACUAAUUUAUGAAACAUUUAGCCAAAUCUUUUUUUUUAAAUGAACAAAAUAAUAAUUAUAAAAGUACAAAAUUAUUUUUUAAACUGUCUCUAUAUUCUAAACAAUUUUAAAUAUUUAUGCGAAGCAAUCUAUGUGUAGGAAUCUAUUGGAGUAGGGCUCUUUUAAACAUAUUAAAUAUGUACGUGUUUAGUAUGUAUAUUUAAAAUGUGUGUAUAUUUAAUUAUAUCUAUGUUUAUGUGUAGAAAUAUGUGAUUUUUUCUUGUUGGCUCCCUAGACUGCCGGUGUAGCUUUUCUACUGGUAGAAUGCCCCCAUUAGUUUACAUGAAAAAUCCCUUUCCAUUAUCACAACCAAGCAGUUUCUCAGUAGAAAAUCUGGAUUUCUGUCUUUUAUAUGAUUGACACGAUUCAUAUAAAAGUAUCCUGAAUGUAAUAGUAUCUUGAAUUUUAGCAUCCUUUUAGAACUUAGGUCUAGCAUUUCAGAAAUGAAAAGUGCUUCUUUUUUUUUUUUUUUGAGACAGAGUCUCACUUUGUCACCCUUGGUAGAGUGUCACCCUUUGUCAUCAUAGCUCAGAGAAACCUCAAACUCUUGGGCUCAAGCAAUCUUCUUGCCUCAGUUUUUCAUCUUUAGUAGAGACAGCGUCUCCCUCUUGCUCAGGUUGGUCUCAAACUCUUGACCUCAAGCGAUCCACCCACCUAAGCCUCCCAGAGUGUUAGGGUUGCAGGCAUGAGGCACUGCGCCUGGCAAGUGCCUCUCAUAUCUGUGUUUUUUUGCUUGUUUCUAGCCAGUAUCUGCCCUUUCUAUCCAGCCUUAUGAAUAAUAAUAGCAAAAUCACUAUUUCUUGGUCAUUUGUUUUUAAUCCUUCUCUCCCUUCUUUCAAGUCAGGUUUUUUUUUUUUUUAUUGCUGAUAAUUGAAAAUAAUCAAAUCUGGAAUGAAAGCCUGAUUCACCAACCAAAAACUCAUCUUUUGUUUGCUUUUUUUUUUGAGACAGAGUCUCACUUUGUCUCGCUGGAUAGACAAACUCUUAGGCUCAAGACAUCCUCUUGCCUCAGCUUCCCAAGUAGCUGGGAGUACAGGCGUACACCACAAAGCCUGGCUAUUUUUUAGAGAUGGGGAAGUCUCGCUCUUGCUCAGGCUGGUCUCAAACUCCUGAGCUCAAGCAAUCCACCUGCCUUAGCCUCCCAGAGUGUUAGGAUUACAGGUGUGAGCCACUGUGACUGGUCUUCAUUUUCUUUCUUGACCAAAGGCUUGGACUUUAGCUCAUUAGGUGAUGUUUAUAAACACUAUAAUGAGGCCAGGUGAGGUGGCUCACGCCUGCACGCUGAGAGGCUAAGGCAGGUGGAUUGCAUUUCCUGAGCUCAUGGGUUCCAGACCAGCCUGAGCAAGAGUGAGACCUGUCUCUGGGCAGGUGUUGUGAUGGGCUCCUAUAUUCCCAGCUACUUGGGAAACUGAGGCAAGAGAAUCACUUGAGCCCAAGAGUUUGAGGUUGCUGCGAGCUAUGAUGCCAUGGCACUCACUUUGUCACCCAGGCUAGAGUGCAAUGGCUUCAUCAUAGCUCACUGCAACCUCAGACUCUUGGUCAAGUAAUCCUCCUGCCUUAGCCUCCCAAGUAGCUGGUACUAUGGGCACACCUGGCUAAUUUUUCGUUUUUUGUUUUUUUGUGCAGAUGGAAUCUUGAUAUUUCUCAGGCUGGUCUUGAACUCCUAGCACUUCUCCUGCCUCAACCUCCCAUAUGUAUAUUCUUUCUUUUUUUUUUUUUUUUUUGUAGAGACAGAGUCUCACUUUACCACCCUCGGUAGAGUGCCAUGGCGUCACAGGACUCACAGCAACCUCCAGUUCUUGGGUUUACGCGAUUCUCCCGCCUCAGCCUCUCGAGCAGCUGGGACUACAGGCGCCCGCCACAACGCCCGGCUAUUUUUUUGUUGCAGUUUGGCCGGGGCUGGGUUCGAACACACCACCCUCGGUAUAUGGGGCCGGCGCCCUACUCACUGAGCCACAGGCGCUGCCCCCAUAUGUAUAUUCUUGACGGCUAACACUUUUACAACUUUAAAAAGUUUUUUAUGACUGAGGUAGUGGAGUGUACCACUGCACAGGUAGACUAAGGAAAACUUUUAGGGAAUAGACCAUUGAAAAGACUAUAUCUGAGUAAUGGAGGGAGAAAAGAAGGGCACACAGCUGAAUAGAAUCCUGAUUCACUCCACACAAUAGUAGGGUAGUCAGAAUUAGAAGCCACACCUCUAUUUUAGAGCAAGGUCAGAAUUUGCUUCUCUUUCUGUAAGGGUGGGGGAGUCUCAGCUUUAUCAAAGCUGAAAGAACUGAGGAGCACAUGGUAGUCAAGGUUGUGGCAAAAGACUGGGCUUACCUACUCUGGGGUGUUGUAUCUUCCAUCUAAACUGAGUGACUGGGUCAGGCACAGUGCUACAUCUGUAUUUGCAGUUACUCCAGAGGCAUGGAGGAGAGUCCAGGAAUUUGAGACCAGCCUGGCAACAUAGUGAGGCUCUCUUCUCUAAAAGAAACAAAAAAAUUUAAAAUCUUAGGUCUAAAUUGAGUGACUGUAACACUAUUUGUGCCUCUGAUGGUAGUAAAACUGACAGAUAGGCUCAGCGCCUGUAGCUCAGCAGCUAGGGUGCUGGCCAUAUACACUGGGGCUGGCAGGUUCGAACCCAGCCUGGGCCUGCCAAACAACAAUAACAACUACAACAAAAAAAAAACAGCCAGGCAUUGUGGUGGAUGCCUGUAGUCCCAGCUACUUGGGAGGCUGAAACAAGAGAAUCACUUAAGCCCAAGAGUUUGAGGUUGCUGUGAGCUGUGACAGUACAGCACUCUAUAGAGGGUGACAUAGUGAAACUCUGUCUCAAAAAAAAACAAAAACAAAAAAAACCCUGACAGACAUGUACUUGAUUUUUUUUUAAAAUAAGACCAAAGGAAAACAAUGUAAUGGAGUUUUUUUUUUUUUUUUUUAAAGACAAAGUCUCUGUCGCCCUCGAUAGGGUGCUCUGGUGUCACAGCUCACCGCAACCUCCAAUUCUUGGGCUUAGGCAAUCCUCUUGCCUCAGCCUCCCGAGUAUCUGGGACUACAGGCACCCACCACAAUGCCUGGCUAUUUUUUGUUGCAGCUUGGCCGGAGCUGGGUUCAAACCUGCCACUCUAGGUACAUAGGGCUGGCACCCUACCCACUGAGCCACAGGCACUGCCCAUAGGUAACUGAGGUUUUAAACAAUAGUAAACAUCAAAGUCAAAAUUUGUUAAAUUUCAUAUGGUAAAUGGUAAACUUUAAAAAUGUAUCAGCCUGUUAGAUGAGUUCAUUAGACUAUUCUAAUGGCAGUGACUACAUUUUAAUAAGAACAAGAAGGAGAAGUAUUCUCUUAGUAAUUUGUCAUUUAAGAACAGUGUCAGGGGUGGGCCUUGAUCUUUAUAUAAAAGAAAAAGGCUGCAUUGCCUUUCUUGAGAAUUUAAAUUGAGUCUUGAAGUUACAGUGAUAAGCUGGAGCUCUGUGACCCUUGUUAAUGUUCUUAAUGGAUUAUUUUCCUCUAUAUAGUAUUACAGAUAAUGAGUCAUGGGUCUCUUUGAAUCAGUGUAGACAUUACGUCAAUUACUUCUGAGGACCUGUCCUGAGUCCAGGAUCCCUGGCAUGGUGCUGGGGCUAUGGUACUAAACCCAGGAGAUGGGCUAUUAAUAAUUCUCCCAGUGAGUACACUGGGACACUUAGGGAAGUGCUUUGUAGAGAGUGUUGAGUUGAACCUUGAACCUUGACUACAGUCUGAGCAGGGGACAGUGAUGCCCAGGGUCUAUCCAGGGAAAGAUUCUACAGUGAAAUGGUAAAAGUUCACUUGAUGAGAUUUAGAUUUUGCUUAAUUUUUCUGUUCUUUAGUGUUUAUUCCUCCUUCCCCCUCCCAGUAUUUUCUUUACUUAUUCUAUUGAUGCCUUAUUUGACACUGGGCUUAAACUACAAAAAGAAUGAAGUUGAAUCUAGAAAGCUGUUAGGCUCUGAACUAAUUUGUUUUUAGUUUUUUAAAAAAUAAUGUUUUAGAUAAUUCUGAAUAGAAUCAUUAAUUUGGGUGCUAAUUACAAGAAUGAAAAUUAUAGUGGAAUGGGUGGCGCCUGUGGCUCAAGGAGUAGGGCGCCAGCCCCAUAUAGUGGGGGUGGCGGGUUCAAGCCCGGCCCCUGCCAAAAACUGCAAAAAAAAAAAAAAAAUUAUUGUGGAACAAAGUAAUAUACCAGCUGGUUUGUUAUAGCCUAUAAUGUAUGUUAAAGGUAAAUUUUUAAGGUUUUUAAAACAAUUUUGGUAAUUAUAAGGAUGGUGAUUUAGAUGUGGGAAUGGGGGAGAUUUAUCUUUAUAAUGGAAUUUUUUUCCUGAUCAGAAGUUUUUUAUAUACACAAAUUACAACUGAAAUUUAAAAGUAAAAUGUUAGGCUCGGCACCCAUAGCUCAGUGAGUAGGGUGCCAGCCACAUACACCGAGGCUGGCGGUUUUGAGCCCGGCCCAGACCAAAAAAUAGCCGGGCGUUAUGUCAGGUGCCUGUAGUCCAGGCUACUCGGGAGGCUGAGGCAAGAGAAUCACGUAAGCCUAAAGAGUUGGAGGUUGCUGUGAGCUGUGUGACGCCACGGCACUCUAUGGAGGGCGACAUAGUGAGACUCUGUCUAAAAAAAUAAAUACAUAAAUAAACAUUAUACUAAAUAGUUGAUUUUUUUUGGUGUAUUUCAUUUUUUAUCUUAAUGAAUUUUGAAAACUGGAAAAAUUAAGGAUACUAAAUGCCUUAUUGGAGAUAUUGUGUGCGUAAACCUUCAAAUAAGCAGCCCAAGCUAGAAAGGUCUUUUAGCUGAAGUUUUUUUUUGAGAACAUACCCUCACUUUUGUCUCCCUUGGUAGAAUGCUGUGGCAUCAUAGUUCACAGCAACCUCAAAUUCUUGGGCACAAGUGAUUCUCCUGCCCCAGCCUCCCAAGUAGCUGGGACUACAGGUGCCUGCCACAUUGCCUGGCUGGUUUUUAGAGACAAGGUCUUGCUGUGGCUAAGGCUGGUCUCCAACUCCUGAGCUCAAGCAGUCCACCCGCCUCAUCCUUCAAGGGUGCUAGGUGUGAGCCACCGCAUCUGGCUGGUUAACUAAAGCUUUAAUAAACUCUUUUGGGAAGUUUUUUUCCCUGACCCCAUACACCAUCCCUGAAAUAAUAAUUUGGUUGGAAUCAAACAGCUGUUGCGUUUUCAAUGCCAAAUCAGUGGAGAAAUGCCUUGAUGUUCUUUCCCCCUCAGAAAUGAGUACUUGUGAAUACUUUAUUUUGGGUUCUCUUUUGCAACUUUGUAUACAAAUCAAGACAAUAUCAGGGUGACAAGUGGAUGAAUUUAGAUUUUCAGUCCUGUCUGCUCACCAAAGAAGUAUACUGCCUUUUAGAAAAUUAUUCAAGUCUGAUCACUUUUAGGGACCUGUUUUAUAUUAUAUUUUUUAAUUAAACCAAGUGCCUUGAUGUUAUUUCCUGUAAACUGUAGCAUAACCCUCUUGUGAGAAUGGAUUGCGACCUACUGGAGAGGAAGUGGAGUUGGUUAAUAGCAGAUCCUUUUCUGGAAUAAUAUGUUUGUGCUGUUGAUUAUGUAAGAUUCUAUAAGUGUGUUGAGACCUAGAGGUGCCAUUUCUUUUGUCUGCUAAUAAAUUGUUACUAUAAUAAAAUA
This is a messenger RNA of Nycticebus coucang (slow loris), 9917 nucleotides long. RefSeq names its product solute carrier family 26 member 2 (gene SLC26A2). Gene Ontology annotation, cellular component: membrane. The transcript has 4 exons. The coding region runs from base 297 to 2513 and encodes 738 amino acids. Lineage: Eukaryota; Metazoa; Chordata; Mammalia; Primates; Lorisidae. Gene Ontology annotation, molecular function: oxalate transmembrane transporter activity; bicarbonate transmembrane transporter activity; secondary active sulfate transmembrane transporter activity. Gene Ontology annotation, biological process: transmembrane transport. The record is from RefSeq and is a predicted model, not a curated record.